Thlaspi arvense is the source of this 783-nucleotide messenger RNA. Lineage: Eukaryota; Viridiplantae; Streptophyta; Magnoliopsida; Brassicales; Brassicaceae. The record is from the annotation of a GenBank genome assembly.
AUGAAAAGGUGUUCUACACCCUCUGGUGUUUGGGGACUAUCAGGGGCGGACGCACAUAUACAACUCGUUGGAAAUAGAUUGCCAAUUUUUUCGCAAGAAGAAUCAGAUCUCAUUAAAGACUCGUCCGACUUUGUGGGAGACACACACUGCACAACAAUGUAUGUCGCACACAUAACUGGCCACGAAGGUCUUAAGUCAGACAUGAAUGCUUCAUUGAUCCCCUUUGGGGAUUCUACCGAGGUCUAUUUCCAAAGACUUGCUAAUUUAAGAAACCUAUUUUGUCACCCUAACACUAUUUUAAUCAUGAGUUUCCUUGUCAUAUAUCAACAGAUUGAUGUGCUUCCAUGGGGUCUUGAAGGAGUAUUGGAAUACAUAAAGCAGAACUAUGGCAAUCCUCCGAAUAUCUGUGUAAAUACACAAUCUUUGUUGUUUGAAUUGAAUGUUAAUACAAAAUCAGGUCGACCUACCAACCACCAUUCAUCGCUUCAUGACGUGAGAAGAGUUGAAUACCUUCAUUAUUAUAUCGCUGCCAUGCUCAACCCAGUGAGGAAUGGAUCAGAUACAAGAGGCUACUUCCAAUGGUCGUUAAUGGAUUUGUACGAGUUUGUUGAUACCAACUACACAUAUGGAUUAUAUUAUGUGAAUUUUAGCGAUCCAGAACGUAAAAGAUCUCCGAAAACCUCUGCUCUUUGGUACUCUGCUCUACUUAAAGGCUCGACCGUUAGUUCACAAGUGCUGAAGAAUCUCUCGGUAACUUCAUCUCCUGGGUUUGCUUCUCAGUAA